CGGAGCGUGGUAGGGAGGAAGGCGGUCAGCGCCGAGAUGGCGGUUGAUAAGGAUCUGCUGCAGCUGGACCUCUACGGCUUGUUGGGGGUCGGCGAGAAGGCGUCGGAGAAGGAGGUUAAGAAAGCAUACCGGCAGAAGGCCCUGACUUGUCACCCAGAUAAGAACCCAGAUGAUCCCAGAGCAGCGGAAGUCUUCCACCAACUGUCUCAGGCCUUAGCCGUGCUAACAGAUGCAGCAGCAAGGGCGGCGUAUGACAAAGUGAGAAAGGCUAAGAAGCAAGCUGCAGAAAGGACACAAAAACUUGAUGAGAAGCGAAAGAAAGUAAAGCUUGAUCUUGAAGCCAGAGAACGAGAAGCCCAGACUCGUGAGAGUGAAGAGGAGGAGAUCAGGAUAACGAGAUCAUUAGAACAAGAAAUAAUACGCCUACGUGAAGAAGGCUCCCGUCAGCUUGAGGAGCAGCAGAGACUCAUUCAAGAACAGAUCCGGCUUGAAAGAGAGCAGCACAUCCAAGGCAAGCAAGAAAGAAAUGGAGCAGAAGGCAAAAUAACUCCUAAACUCAAACUAAAAUGGAAAUGCAGGAAAGAAGAUGAGACGAGAGGAGGGUACUCAAAAGAUGUUCUGUUGCAGAUCCUGCAAAAGUAUGGCGAUGUGCUUAAUUUGUUGAUCUCAAGUAGGAAGACUGGGAGCGCAGUCGUGGAAUUUGCUACAGUUAAGGCUGCUGAGAUGGCUGUGAAGAAUGAAGUUGGCCUGAUAAAUAACCCUCUAAAGAUUUCCUGGCUGGAGGGCCAGCCCCGGAACAAUCCCAGCACUGUGCUUUCUGACAGCACUAGUCAGCCUAGGACUUCACAGAUCCCUCAAGCAUUCCCUCUUCUGGCACUGUCCAUCACUGUCCAGAGUGUGGCUGUUCUGAUUCAAGAUGAUGACUUGGUUGCCCAGCUUUUUGUGUCUCCUGAGUGAGAAACGUCUGAAGAACGUUGUGGACUUAAUGGACCCUCUCCGCCAAGUAUCCAUGCUGAUGAAAGGCAACAAGAAGAAGGAGACUGCUGACUCUUCACAGUCAGGUGUUGGACUUAAGUCGCAGGAUCAGCAGCAAGUCACACAACAGGAACAACCUCUUCCUU
Molecule: messenger RNA, 1121 nt
Organism: Haliaeetus leucocephalus (bald eagle)
Lineage: Eukaryota; Metazoa; Chordata; Aves; Accipitriformes; Accipitridae
Gene: DNAJC17
Product: DnaJ (Hsp40) homolog, subfamily C, member 17
Exons: 11
Coding region: 37-957 (306 amino acids)
Biological process (GO): spliceosomal complex disassembly
Cellular component (GO): spliceosomal complex
Molecular function (GO): RNA binding
Source: RefSeq, a predicted model, not a curated record